AUGUUGAAGGGACGUACCAAAAGCAUUCCUUUGACCAGGAUACUCAUUAGAUUCAAUUCAACAAGUGCUAGAGAUCCAGUCACGAUCAUUCCUACAGUUUAUGAAUUGACUGAAGCCAAAGAUUUAACACCAGAAACUAAUCCUGACAAUUCAUUAUUAGAAUAUUUACAAAGUAGGCAUUUAAUUGAAUCAAUAACAGAUGACAGUUUAUACAAAUUGACUAAACGUGGGACUAAUCAUAAGUUCAAAUUGUAUUGUGGGGCUGACCCUACGGCAUCAUCACUACAUUUAGGUAAUUUAUUACCAUUAAUGGUGUUAUUACAUUUCAAGAUGAGUGGGAAUGAUGUUGUUGGACUUGUUGGUGGAGCCACUGGACUUGUUGGAGAUCCAAGUGGGAGAAAAACUGAACGUAAUAAGAUUGAUGAAGUUGAAGUUGAAGAUAAUGUAACUAAAAUACAAAGACAAAUCUCCACGUUUUUAAGUAAUGGGAUAGAAUAUGCAAAGUCAAGACAAUUUCCUAUGACAGAAAAAUUGGGUGAAACUACGUCAGUAAACAAUGCCUCAUGGUGGGAAAACGUCAAAAUGUUGGAAUUUCUAGCUGUAUAUGGUAGACAUAUUAGAGUCAGUUCAAUGUUAGCUCGUGAUUCAAUUCAAUCAAGAUUGGAACUGGGUGGAAUUGGUUUCAACGAAUUCACUUAUCAGAUUUUACAAGCUUAUGAUUUUUGGCAUUUAUACAAGGAUGAAAAUGUCAACAUGCAAGUUGGAGGAAAUGAUCAAUGGGGUAACAUAACUGCUGGUAUUGAUCUAAUUUCACGUUUGCGCAAGUUUCAUGACAAAAAACAUGAAGCUUAUGGACUUACUGUUCCAUUAUUGACUACUUCCAGUGGUGAAAAAUUUGGCAAAUCUGCUGGAAAUGCUGUAUUUAUUGAUUCUAAUUUGACGACCCCGUACCAAAUGUAUCAGUACUUCAUUAAUGUUCCAGAUGAUAUAGUGGGUAAAUUGUUAAAAGUUUUCACGUUAUUGCCCUUGAAUGUAAUUGAAGGUGAAUUAUUACCUAAGCAUAACAGUGAUCCUGGUUUGCGUAUUGCUCAACGUGUUUUAGCUCGUGAGGUUGUGGAUUUGAUACAUGGUGUUGGUGUUGGAGACGAAAUGGCAUUCAUAACAGGAUUUUUAUUCCCUACCCCAGAUCAACCAUUUAACGACAAUGUAAGUGCCGACAAAUUGAUAGAGAAUUUUAAAAGAUCUGGUAUAUUGUUUAAAAGAGACAAACCUUCACCAGAAGAAGAAAUCAAAUUAAGUGCUUUAUUAGCUGAUAUUGUUGGAAAAUCAAAGAGUGAAAUGAGAAGAUUGAUUAAAGCUGGUGGUGUAUACAUGGGAUUGGACAGAAAUCAAAUUGAAGAUCCAGAUGAUGUUAUAUUAUUUGAUGUUGAUAACCAUUUGAUCGAUGGUAAGUUAUUGUUGGUUAGAGUAGGUAAACAGAAUUAUUACGUUGUCGAGUUUGUAUAA
Messenger RNA from Candida dubliniensis CD36, 1506 nucleotides. RefSeq names its product tyrosine--tRNA ligase. Gene Ontology annotation, biological process: tyrosyl-tRNA aminoacylation. The transcript has a single exon. Gene Ontology annotation, molecular function: tyrosine-tRNA ligase activity; ATP binding; RNA binding. Lineage: Eukaryota; Fungi; Ascomycota; Pichiomycetes; Serinales; Debaryomycetaceae. Gene Ontology annotation, cellular component: mitochondrion; cytosol. The coding region runs from base 1 to 1506 and encodes 501 amino acids. The record is from RefSeq and is a predicted model, not a curated record.